AGUUCAAUUUUGCAGCUUUAUGGAAGUAUUUUUUUGCGUUUAUAGAUAUUAUGUCUAGAUUAGAUGACAUUUUCCACUCUUUUAAAGCACCUUAAAAUAUGUUCUAAGAGUUGCUCAGAUUUCAUAGAAUGGUCUGUUCUUAGAAUAUAGAUUAUUAAUGUUCUAAGGAUCUGUUAGUCUGUGGUUAAUUGUAAUUCUGGCAUCACUGUAUGAAAACUUCAUAUUUGACAGCGCGGACUCUGUGAAAUAACUGUUGGUUUUAAAUUUUUGAACGUUGAGAAGUUGUUGACGGCCAUUGUAUUAAGCACUCAUUGAAUAAUUUUAUGAAUUAAGUUAUUGUAUUCUGAAUUAGUAGGUUUCAUUUGGAUUAAUGACGAAAUGGAUAAUUUAACAAUCGAUGACUUUUUGGAACUACAAAUUGACGAAGGAAGAAAAUUUUUGGAUAAUAAUAUAUUUCCUCUUCAAAAUAAAUACGAUGAUAUGCUCAAAGAUUUUGAAAAAUAUGGAAAAUUAUUACUUAAAUCAAACAAAUCUAAUAAUUAUGGACCCGUCAUAAAAUUUAUUAAUUCAGCAAAUUUUAUAGAGCGCUUCGGGACCCACAAAGAAAAUAGCUGUCCUAAUAUUGAAAAUAAUAAUGAUAAAAAAAAUGAAACAGCAGAUUCUUUGUUAGUCAAAGUGAAAAAAGAAAAACUGUCAAUUUCUAGUAAUGCCUCAGUUCAAUCAAUUAGAGAUGACGCUGAUACCAUGCCUGCACCCAAGAUGCCUCCACCAAAAACAAGACGAGUUAAAAAAGAAAAAGCGUCCCUUGCAAAAAAAGUUAAACAGGAGAUUAUACCCCAAGAAGACAUUUCGGAAGGAACAAAAAGGGUGACACGAUCAAAGGUAGAUAGGACAUCUGAUGUUAUAUUAGAGAAUCCAGUAGUGCCUGUUAUUGAUUUGUCUGAUUCCGUUGAUAAAAUUGAGGAACUUCCCAUCAGGAGUACGAGGACUCGUACUAAAAAGAAAGCAGAAUCUACUUCAGUUGAAAAUACAAAAACAAAAAAUGCUUCAGAUACCAAAGAAGAUACUGAAUUGUCUGAACCUCCUGUAAGAACAACAAGAACAAAAAGAAAAAGAUCAAAGUCAAAUUCUACUACAGAUGAGCCAUUGCAUAAAGAUGCGUCUUGCAUUGGCGCUGGAAAUGAAGCAAUCACAAACAUAUCUGCACAUACUGAAUAUGAAGAUGCAGUUUCACAAUUUGAAAAUAGGCCAAAUGCAACAUUUAUUGUUUCUAUGGAAAGUGAUUCUAAUGAGGAACAAAUCAAACUCGGAGGACAAAUGAAUGAAACUGUUGUAAUUGAUCCUAGCAAGAAUCAAGAAAUUGCCAUGAGUAACACAAAUGAUUUGAUUACGGAUGAUGAAAGCAUAGAGGAACAAGAAACUGCUAUUGUGAAACAACAAAAGAUCAAAAAAGAUAACUCUUAUGAAAACAGUCCUGUUAAGAAGAAAGUAGAAGUUUUUGAAAAUUUACAGAAAAACAAAAAUAUAACUACUUCAAAAUUGAACGCUAGCAAUAUUUUGAGAGAACUGGAAGGCAAUAAGGGAAAUGUUAAAGAAAAAGCUAAAGGAUUUUUUGCUAAAAAUUCCAUAGGUGUCACCAAAACUAAUCCUCCAAGUGCAUCGAAGAUAGGAAAGUAUAUUGGACACAAAAAUUCUAUGCUAAAUAGUAGUGUGUCUGUAAAUAAAUCAACAACUCCUCAGUCUUGCCAUACUUUGAAAGAAAGAGAACUGAGACAAGCCAUGACUGAAGAAAGAAAGAAGAAAUAUGAAGAGAAAGUUAAGAGAGUACUACAACAUCAGAAGGAAACUAUGGAGAAGGAAAAAGAAAAAGCGUUGGAAUUACAACGAAUCAAGGAAGAGAGAUAUAAAAUGGUCCUUCAGCAAAAGGAAGAGAAACAGAGAUUGCUUAAAGAAGAGAAUGAAAGGAAAAGACAACUGGCCAAGCAAAGGGCAGAAGAAAAAAGAAAAGAGGAAGAAGCAUUGAGAAUAGCAGCACAAGAGAAAAAAGAACAAAAAAGAAAGAUAGAAGGCGAUAUUCCAAAGAAAUUUGGUGAAAUGAUCCCAAUAUAUAUGCAUCAACCAACACCACCUUUACCAUGUUACGAUUGUUAUGAUUCAGAUGAUGAACGUUAUACAGAAAGAAAGAAUAUACCUGUGUGGGCCUCAAAAACAAAUGUGAGAAAAUGGGAUUACAUUCAAAUGGGAAUAGGACACAAAAUAAAAAAUACAAUGUUCUGUUGUCACUCACAGAAUAUAGAUCUAAAAGAAGUUUUCCAAAGGAUUGAUCCCAAAAAAUUGAAGAGGACUUCCAGUGCCAAUUGGGAAAAACCUCCAAGAUUUACAUUACUUCCGGCCACAUCAGAAACAGAUUGAAAUAUAUAUUUUUGUCUUUACAAUAGUUGCAUAAUAAAAUUAAUUUUAAAUGUU
Molecule: messenger RNA, 2466 nt
Organism: Harmonia axyridis
Lineage: Eukaryota; Metazoa; Arthropoda; Insecta; Coleoptera; Coccinellidae
Product: inner centromere protein A-like
Exons: 6
Coding region: 379-2412 (677 amino acids)
Source: RefSeq, a predicted model, not a curated record